AUGGCGCCCACGGCCGCGGCGUCGCCCGUCGCCGCGGCGGCGGCGCGGAGGUGGACGACGACCGCGCCGGCGCCGGCGGCGACGCGCGCGCGACGCCGGCGGAGGGCGUCGUCGUCGACGCGGAAUAACGCCGAAGACGCGACGACGACGACGACGACGACGACGACGACGCCGCCCGCGCGCCGACGACGCGCGUCGCCGUGGCCGCUCCUGGACGCGGAGGACGACGCGCGGCGCGCUUCGCCGCGGUCGCCGCGCGACCGCGACCGCGACGCCGUCCCCGCGCGGCACUGGACGGUGAGCGCGCCGUUCGUCGACGCCGAGACGUCCGCGACGCGCGCGGUCGCGACGACCGCGGACGUGAGCGACGCGCUCGCGUCGGAGCUGCUCGACGCGGGCGCGGUGUACGUGGACUGGUGGCCGGAGGGGAGACGCGCGGGCGGCGACGACGACGACGAGAGCGCGGCGCGAUGGCGCCGGCUCCGCGGCGACGUCAUCCGACGCCGACUCGCCGUCGUCCCCACCCCCUUCCCCCACGCUCGAGCAGGCGAACGCGUGCGCGUGCACCGCACCCCGCGGCGGUACCGCGACGCGUGCUGGCUCGGCGAGGCCGGCUGGCGAAAGCGCGUCGUGUACGAGGACGAAGAGACGCUCGCGGUGAACAAGCCGCACGCGCUUCCGACGCAAGCGCACGAGAGCAACGCGGCGGAGUGCGUCCCGGGGUGCGUCGCGCGGGCGUUAGGGUUUACGGGCGGCGUAACCGACGGAGACGACGCGUUACUGGUGACGCAUCGGUUAGACGCGAGCACGAGCGGGGUCGUGGUGCUGGGGAAGACGCUCGGCGCGGUGCGAGCGUUCAACGCGUCGAUCGCGGGAGGGAAGCGAGUCACGAAGACGUAUGUCGCUUUGGUGGAAAACGCGAGUAACGUUCGACGACGUGGCGUUACCGUGGAAGAUGCGACGACGCCGCCGCCGCCGGUGCCGCUCGGGAGGUUCGUGCACUACAUGUAUCCCGGCCCGUUCGGCGCGAGCGCGCUCGGCGGGCGCGGCGCGCGUCGAUCGAACGCGCGGUUGUUGCGACGACGCGCGCCCAGCGCGAGCGACGGCGACGCCAAACCGUGGAGACGGUGCGAGCUCGUGGUGCGGUCGUGCGCGCGCGCGUCGCCGCGCGACGUCGCCGCGUGGCGCGCGCUCUUCGCCGAGAGCGUCGAGGGGAACGCGAACUGGGAGGCGGCGCGCGGCGUCGACGACGGUUCGCGCGACGAACCGUCGCGACGCGCGGGCGACGACGCGGUGUACGAGGUGGAGAUCGAGCUCGUCACCGGCCGCACGCAUCAAGUCCGCGCGCAGCUCGCCGCGCUCGGGUUUCCGAUACUCGGCGAUACUCUGUACGCGCCCAUGGCCGGGUACCUCCACGACGAGGGCGAGGGCGAGGGCGACUUGGUCGACGUGGACGCGAGAGAAACGCACGCGAGUGAGCUGUUGGAGAAAGGCGUCGUCCCGGACUGGCCCGUCGCGUUGCACGCGGCGUCGUUACGAUGGGACGACAAGCUCUUCGCGGCGCCGCCGCCGUGGCGGGAGGAUGUAGACGAACGUACAUUGACAAUUUCCCGGAAGGGCUGUGUAGUCUACGAUAAGUUACCGUAG
Molecule: messenger RNA, 1647 nt
Organism: Micromonas pusilla CCMP1545
Lineage: Eukaryota; Viridiplantae; Chlorophyta; Mamiellophyceae; Mamiellales; Mamiellaceae
Exons: 2
Coding region: 1-1647 (548 amino acids)
Biological process (GO): enzyme-directed rRNA pseudouridine synthesis
Molecular function (GO): RNA binding; pseudouridine synthase activity
Source: RefSeq, a predicted model, not a curated record